Molecule: messenger RNA, 1869 nt
Organism: Telopea speciosissima
Lineage: Eukaryota; Viridiplantae; Streptophyta; Magnoliopsida; Proteales; Proteaceae
Exons: 7
Coding region: 81-1499 (472 amino acids)
Source: RefSeq, a predicted model, not a curated record
GAAUAAUGUUUAUGCAUGUUAUCUGGAUUUUUUGUACUGUAAGCCGGAUUUAGCCUCAGAGAGACUCUAAUCUUUACCAAAUGUCGGUGGAGAGGUCGUUUGAAGCAUGGGAGGAGAUGCAGCGUCAUGGCCAUGAUUUGGCGGAUCGGCUCGCUCAGGGCUUCUCGGGGUUGCUUCAAUCUCACAUAAAUACUCCCUCAUUCUCGUGGCCAAGUUCGCACAAACCGAAGCUCUUUGACGUUGAAUUCCCCUCUCAGAGUUUUGGGAAGAGGGAUUUUGGACUAGUCGCUGAUAACUCUGCUAUCAGUGGGGUUUCGGCGAUCUUUGAUAUUGGAAAUAGAUUAGGCCAAGCUGGGGCCGAGUUUGGGGCUUCCUUGAAUGGAGUCGUGCAUCAGUUUUUUCGAAGGUUGCCCGUGCCAUUUCGGCAAGAUGAGAAUGAGGCAGUAUCUGUCAGGGCAGAUUUGGGUAGCCAAAGAAGAGAAGUUGUUCUGGAUAGGCAAAAGGAGGAGAUUGAAUCACUUGCAGAGCAGUUCAGGGAUUAUGGAUUUGCAGAGAACAACGGUGUGUCGGAUGAAUCACUCGAUGACGAAAGUUUUGUCUUUAAUCUAAAAUCUUCUGGACGCUUUGGAAAACCACAGGCAAGUAUUAAUGUUACAUCGACAUAUGACAGUAGAACCCAUGAUGUUGAAAGUUCUUUAGUUGCAAGGGGUGACCUGUGGAGAGCAGAAGCAUCACAUGGAGGUUCCAGUUCUGGGAAUGAGAAUUCACCUCUCUUCCUUAUUCAACUUGGACCAGUCCUGUUUGUUCGUGAUACAACACUUCUUCUGCCAGUUCACUUAUCAAAGCAGCACUUGCUUUGGUAUGGGUAUGAUCGCAAGAACGGAAUGCAUUCUCUCUGUCCAGCUGUCUGGUCGAAGCAUAGAAGGUGGCUAUUGAUGUCAAUGAUCUGCCUCAACCCAUUGGCUUGUUCCUUCAUGGAUGUGCAGUUUCCAAAUGGGCAACUUACUUACGUUGCUGGUGAGGGGCUAACUACUAGUGCUUUCCUACCUGUUUUUGGUGGUUUGCUUCAAGCUCAAGGUCAAUACCCUGGGGAAAUGAAAUUUAGCUUCUCUUGCAAAAAUAAGUGGGGAACCCGCAUUACACCAAUUGUUCAAUGGCCUGACAAAUCAUUUUCUCUGGGUCUUGCACAAGCCUUAGCCUGGCAGAGAUCCGGUCUCAUGGUGCGACCAACCAUCCAGUUCAGCAUAUGCCCCACAUUUGGUGGAAGCAAUCCCGGUUUGCGAGCAGAACUCAUUCAUUCUGUGAAGGAGAAACUGAGUCUGAUAUUUGGUUGUGCUUGUACAACUCACCCAUCUGCUUUUGCUUCAAUAUCUGUUGGUAAGUCUAAGUGGAAUGGCAAUGUCGGGAGUUCCGGAAUAGUUCUUAGAGUUGAAACCCCUCUUGGAACUAUUGGAAACCCUUCCUUCUCGGUUCAGUUGAACAGUGGUAUUGAAUUUUGAUCUUUUUGCCCUCGCGCUGUGCAGGCAAGUGUAUAUAGUCAUGCUUGUGAUGUAGCAUAUAUGUGAAUAUUGUCAAUGUGUUCCAGAUAACCUUUUAGUUGUUCUAACAUCCAUACUAUCACUGGCUCAAGUUAAUGGUUUGGCAAAACUUGGAAAUAACGUGAACUGCUUUGUUGCUAGAACUGUGAUUGUUUUGCAGAGCCUUUAAUAUCAGAAUCACCCAACAGUGGAGAGGCAUGGAGAUAUCCAACGGUGGCAAUACUUUGAUUGUGGCAUAAUCAUGGCUGGAAUUUUUUGAACUUUAUUAUUAUUUAACAAUUGUAGAGCAUUUUCAAUUAGAGUGAAAAAAUGGCAUAUGCUUGAUUGGGUG